Anopheles nili is the source of this 6127-nucleotide messenger RNA. RefSeq lists its product as uncharacterized. The coding region runs from base 1 to 3465 and encodes 1154 amino acids. Lineage: Eukaryota; Metazoa; Arthropoda; Insecta; Diptera; Culicidae. The transcript has 12 exons. The record is from RefSeq and is a predicted model, not a curated record.
AUGGUGGCUGACAGCAGAUACAUCGUGCGUCCUGCCGGAAGCACUCAAGGAUUUGUGCGGUGGCGUUCACUGGCAGGGAUUCGGUGGCUGCUUCUGCCGAUCGUGCUGGGAUGCUGCAUUACGAUAGCCUGCGGUGCCAUGGAGGAAAUGAUGAUAGCACCCAUAGAGGUGAUCGAAGAGUGGGGCUGCUACGACACCGAAAUACGGCUGACGUGCGGAAAUCUCGAGUCGAAAAUAGCGAUCCUUGAGGCCCGGUUCACUCCACGCUGUCUGGAGGAGCGCUCCGAGAAUUGCGUCUACGUGGACGAGCACAGCAUCGCCCACCCGUACGCGUCCCAGAAGGUUGACAAGCUCGUGCUGGAAGAAACGGAAGCAGGCCGGCGCUUCCUGGCCACGUUGCGACGAAGCCACGAAAAAGAGCUGGAAGCAGCCUCACACGAACCGGGAGCCCGUGAACUGACGUCGGAUCGUCGCGGCACCGCAGGCAGUUCCACCGUGGCCGCUCGGUCCCUCGUCAAGGACAAACGCAGUUCGCUGCGGGCCACUCUCGAGCAUCUGCUGGUGCGCUAUCUGCGCCGACUAACAAGUGGUGACGAUGACGGUACCGACGAGCCUGGCGGCUACGAAGUGGCCGCUCGCUACCGAAGACAGUCACCGGCGGUGAUGGAACCGGAUGGCGUGGGAAUGCCGGCACCGGACGAUACAAACCCGGCCACUACCGAGUCGACGCCACCACCCGGUGGUUUCUCUAACUCGAUGGAAAUCACGCUGCUCACCAACGACACCGACACGAACCUGACGGAACCGAUUUGGGAUGAGCCUGGUGCGUCCGGCUGGCAGGCUCCCGAUCAGCCGCCGGAUGUCGCGCCAGGAUAUGGAUCUUCCGGACCGUCGGCUUCCGGGCUUGUCAGUGCAGUGGGUCCGCGUGCCGAGGACGCAAGUGACGAUCGCCAGGAUGGUGAUGGAACCGGUGACUCGGUGGUGGGUGAACUGAGACAGGAUGUGAAACCCGUGGAAGGCCGGAAUGGAGGCGAAUGUGGCAGCGUGCGGAAGCGGGUGUCGCAGUUGGACCGCUUCGAGCUGGAACGGUCGAUGCGCAACGGUUCGUUCCGAGAGUACAACAUCCGGAAUGCACUCAACUACCGCUGUUCCGGGAAGAACCACUGCAGCUUCAUCUUCUCGCAGGAUCACCCGUUCGCGGUCGUCUGGAAGGAGGGCACGGUGCGCAUCAAGUACAUCUGCAUGGACGAUUUCCGUAUCAGCAAGUACUGCGGUGAGCAUCUGAUCGUGGGCAACGAGGUCCACUGGGAGCCCCUGGACGGUGACAGCGAGGAGGACUCGACCGACAGCGCCGAUGAAUCGUACCGUGCCGGGUAUGGGCCCGGAACUGGGCCGGUUGUUACCGGAAGCCCUGCACACUCCUGGAGGCGGUCGGCGAGCGAACCGUCAACCGAUGGGAUCGCUAAUGGAUCCGCUAAUGAUGCGGCCGGGCCCGCCUCGUACAACGAACCGUCCGGGGAACCCAACGACGGUGCCGAGGAUCUGCGGGAUGACUCGUCGGCGGCACUAGUCCGAGAGGUGCUGGAACGUGGCUAUGCUGAGGGUGGAUCCCAAUACCGACGGUUGGUACGGGCCGGUGCGUCCAGUGGUGGUGAGCCACGAGCCGAAGCCCUGCAGGGAGCCACGGUGCAUUCGUUUCACAACUUGAAAAUUCUCAAGCCUGUCGACGACGUUGAUUCACUUCUCGAGCAGGAGCAGCAACAGCACCAUCAGCAUCAGCAGCAGCAUCAGCAGCAACAACACAACGACACGGAUCGCAGCCCGGAUGCGGAAGCGACCCGCAACCGGAACCGCCAGCGGCAGAAAGUUUUCUCCCAGGACUUUCGCGUGCUUAAAAUUCUACCAAGCAAUCUGGACGUCGUGGAAGACAUCAAGCAGAUUGGUAACGAGUAUUACUUCAAAAAGGACGUCGAGGUCGUGGUGGACGACAGCGAGAACGAGAUCGUCGAGGGUGACGGUGCUGGUGGUAAAAGUCGCGAAGAAACCCAACCGGUGGUGAACUACACCACCGGGACGACGAGCGACGGAAAUGGAAUGACUGAAACGCUGGACAUCGUAGUGCUUCCCGCCCCAACGAAGGACAUCGAAAUUUACGACAACGAGCUCUUGCCACCGGACGUACCGGCGAGCGUCCAGCCGGAUGAUGAUAUCAGUGUAAUUGGUUUGAUAACGCCUACACGCGGGACGGCCACUCCGUACACCUCAUCGAAUGUGGUGACCACACCGGAGGAGUCACCGAUCCGCAGCACCGGAAGCAGCAGCAGCACGCCGUCGACGAGCAGCGUUGAAACGACACUCGGCCACUGGGAUAUCGAUCGGCUCGAUCUACCGUUACCGGCGGAAGAAAGUGACCCGUUGGUGGAGGAAAACCCACCAAACCGGACCAGACUCGCGGGGGACGAUUCCGAUGGUGAGAGUACGCCACCGUUCAGCUUCAAUAACCGAACAUUCCAGACGAUCCAGGAUACGGUGCGACAGGAGUUUGAGGAAAACCAGGGCCCGUACCCUCCGUUAGGUAAUUACGACGAGGACGAAACGGAGGACGACUUCGACGAUGAGGACGACGGUGCCGGAGAAGAGUUCGAAUCAUGGCGGUACGGUCCGGACGGACGGCCCGUUAAAUCGCACAAAAAGUACAUGAGCGUGCAGCGGACGUUGCUGAAGCAUCCGCUUCGCCAAGGAUUCCUUAUGACGCCCAGCUAUCCGAAGUAUUACAUCGGGGACAGCACUUGCCGGUGGACCUUGUACGCUGGGGUGCAUCAAAGGAUUAAGCUCACCGUGCUGGACCUGGCGCUGCGCUCUGACGACGAGUGUCGAGAUUAUCUGCAAGUGGUCGAUCUCAACACGAACCAGACGCUUUUCCACAGCUGCACCGAGAGCAGUCGACCGAUCGAGAUCGUCAGCAUUCAGGAGCGGCUCGAGGUUUCCGUACGGACGACUACCAAAGUAAUCUAUCCCAAGCGGGGAGUGUUGAUACAUUACACAGCACUGGGAUGUGAAGUCCCGACGCCGACGCCCGGCCACAUGCGGUUGGUGCGAAGAACCGAACAUCGAGCGAAGUACGUCUGUGAUCCACUCCACGUCUUUCCGGACAACGGUGAAAGCAUCCGUGAGCUAAUCUGUACAGCGCGACACACGUGGAACCGUCCACUGCCUGCCUGCAUCGAAAAGCGAGCUACCGAAGGAAGCGGUCUAGUAUCACACUACGAGCAAAAGCGCAAGUACGGUGACAUCGACAGCAUGUCGGACAAACAGGCGGACACUGUUUAUGAUAUCCUCAUCCCAUCGCUCAUCAUCGCGGGCCUGUUCAUUGUUAAUGGCAUCGUGUUUGCGGUCAUCAUGCGGUAUCGCAACAAGCGGAAGCAGCGCCUUGAUCUAGAGAGUAAGGAAAUGGCCGAAUUGUAGGGUGCAAGCCCUUCCCAUUCCCACACCAUCGUUCAUCGUCUUCAUCGCACAAGCUCCUCUACUCCAUGCUCACUUGCUUGGCGUGCACGUCGUCAAACCGUUUGGCCACACGCCCUCGAUGGUGCAUGUUCUCCUCGCAGCAUCCCGUGAGCCAUCAUCCUUUUCGUUCCGUUAAAGGGCGGUUGUAAACACCGCAGCAGCAACAACAAAAAAAAAACAGAAAUGCGCGCCUCCCCCAUCGAGUGGUCUAAUCUAAUCCUUCUCUCAUCGACGGCCAUUACACCUUCCAUUCAUCGAAAAAAGUGGGAAGGCAUUUUCUGCUGCCCUUUGCGUGUUCUAGUCGUUGUGUAAAGCCCUACCACGUGUUGUAAACGGUGUUUUGUUUGCGUCUGUUCAGCUCGCGAAUGAAGAAAUCCGCCCGCCCGCCCACCCAAGCAUCAACCGGAAGUCCCGAUGGUGCCGGACGUGCCAUUAGGAAGUAGGCAGCGCUUUUUACGUGUAUUGUUUUCGGGGCCGGCCUGCGGCUUGGCGGUUGUGCCGGUUUGUUAAUGCUUUAGCAUUGUAAGCGAGAGAAGCAAUGGGGUACCCGAAUGGUUCAUUCUCAUCGUAGGGGUGUAGUACUGUCGAAGUUAAGCAAAACAACAACAAAAAAUAGUGCAUUGUAAGUCAUAUUUGCCCGCAUCGAACAGCACGUUGCGGUGCAGGGAAAGAGAAACAAAAAGUAAAUAACAACAAAAAAAAAAGACAAAACAAAACCAAAUAACUACAAUUACUUGAUAUGAGCUGUUUAACAAUUGUGCACUGAAGAAUAAACCUUUUACUGCACGCUUUUACAAGCUUUUUUUCCGAGACCGUUUACUAGACAGGAAAGCGAAUUGAGAUAUGGCAGCGUCGGUGGCAAAGGACGAGAAGGAGUCGAGCGAAGGACGGUGCGAUGGACCGAAGCUAGGAACCGGUGGCGUGGGCGUUGUUGUACAGGAAUUUAGGAACGAACGUGCUGGAAAUCGCAAACCAGUAAAGGAACAAGUACCGUAAAUUGUGAGGUUUAUUGAAUGUACACAGCAUAAACCGAAGAGAACCGACGUAAAGACUGUAACGUGAUGAGGAAAAUAUGUAGACAAAUCCUGGCUCAAGCAGCGCUGGUGAAGGUGCACCGAUGCAAGUGACCGAUGACCGACGACACGUCGGACGGUACCGAUGCACCGGGAAGAGCUUUUGUGUUGUUAUUGUUCGGCAAACGGGAAAUGUGUGAAGAAAAUGCGAAACUAUGUGUCGCUUUUUUCUUUUGCUGACAACCAAACCCGCUUGACCAUGCGUCUGCGUGGGGGAAUUAUUGCUUUUACCGCUCGCUGUUUGUGGAGGAAGUUUGUCGAAGCGCACAGACGAGCCGUAAGGACAUCACGGUGUCUCUCAUCCAGGAGGGAACCGGUACUAGCUGAGUUAUAUUAGUAACAUUUUGGCGACCGAAAGGCGUGCAACCAGUUCACCUAAAACGAAAGCAAAUUAUCCAACUCAAUUAAUGCUCUGCACGCGCGCGCUGCGUAAAAAGGAAAGCUGAUAGCCGAAACGAUUAUAUACAUUAGACGUAAACGUGAAACCACCGCCUAGAAGUGGCUUUCGGUGCUAGGGAAACGCUGCCGCGGGGCCGGGGGCAUGAUCAAUUGCUAUGCCAAAGAUUAGAGAUAAAAACGCCGGUAGAAAGGCAGAUGCAGCGCCACACCAAAAGCCAAGCAGCAUCCAGCUAUACAUCCGGUGAUUUGCUUGCAAUGGGGUGCUGUUUAAAGCAGGAAGGCGUGAUGUUUACUCCCGCCGACCGCUGGUGAGUCAGUGGACAAACAUUUUCUAAAAGGAGGACCAAACCUAUCAGGACACUCUCCACAGCUAAUCGGGACGGUUAAUUUGGAUCGCCGGGUGCAUGUGUGCGUGUGUGACUUUUCCUUUCGCUUUGUAGCGUUCGUUUUUUUUUUUGUUAUCAUUCGUUUGCCCACCGCAAGGACUCCGAGCCCCAGGCGGCGAUGCAUAUCAACACUACUCUUCAGGCUUGUAUGCGACACGAUGUGAUAGUAGGUGGAGGACAUGAUGCUGACAUUAACAAAGGCAACACACGACAUACAGAAAAACCAAAUAUAAACAUAUUUUGCUAUACUGCAUUUAUAUUUCCUUCCCUUGCCGCGUCGAUCGACCACGGUACCCGAGUGAAAAAUUUAUCGCUAGAGCGUGGUUAAGUUGACCGCACCGAAUGCAUUCUAUUCCAGCUAAUAGUUACAUAUAUAUAUGGCAUGUAUGCGAAUGCAAAAAACCCACGUACAGAUACACACACACACACGCGUACACCAUCCCACAAACAUUGUAUAAGGGACAUCUCACAAAAAGGGAUUAAUAAUCGAUUUUGAAUUUUGCUUCAUUGCGAGGGAGAAAUGUGGGUGGGAAAAUAUGAAUAUAUAUAUACCUUAAUGCCGUGGGUCGCAUGGGAUGGAGAGAAGAAAAAAAACAAGUACUAGCUCCAGCUGUCCAGCAAAGGCGCUAACUGUGAAUCAAUUACCAUGAAAUGAAGCCAGGUCACAAAACACACAUCUACAAAAAAACUUCCUCGAAAGCAAGUGAUCAAGUCUGUAAAAAAAGGGGGCAAAGAAAAGUAAAAUAAAAUUAAACAAUUAAACAA